AUGGUUGAAAACACCCUCUCUCUAGACAGCUACAGGAUUUAUAACAGUGUCCAGGCUGUGGCACAUGCCUUAAAUGCUGCAUAUUCAUCCAGACUGAAGUGGAGGGUGAUGGAGGAGGGAUACAAGUGGAACCUUCAAACCCUGCCUAAUUCCAGGUGCACUGAAAGCUGCCAUCUGGGGUACGUCAAGGUGAUUCAGGAAAAAAUGCCGGUGUGCUGCUAUGAUUGUGCUCCAUGCACAGAAGGAACAAUCUCCACUCAGGAAGAUGCAGAGCAUUGCAGCAAGUGUCCAGAUGAUCAGUAUCCAAACAAGCACCGAGAUCAAUGUGUUGCCAAGAAUAUAAAUUUCCUAUCCUAUAAAGAAAUGGUGGGGAUAAGUCUAGCUUCCUUUGCCCUAUUCUUGUCCCUAGUCACAGGCUCUGUGUUUGCAAUCUUUGCAAAAUACAUGGAAACUCCAAUGGUCAAAGCCAACAACCGGGACCUCUCCUUCAUUCUUCUCAUCUCCUUCUGGCUUUCCUUCUUGUCCUCCUUUCUGUUCAUUGGCCGACCUAGACAGGUGACCUGCCUUCUCCGACAAACGGCCUUCAGCAUCAUCUUCUCGGUUGCCCUCUCUUCUGUGUUGGCCAAAACCAUCACAGUGGUGGUUGCAUUCAUGGCGACAAAGCCAGGGAACAGGAUGAGGAGAUGGAUGGGGAAGAAUUUGGCCAACUCCAUUGUCAUUUCCUGUUCUGGUGUUCAAAUUAUCAUCUGCAUAAUUUGGCUGGAAAUCUCUCCACCUUUCCCAGACUCUGACAUGCACUCGCAGGCUGGACAGAUCAUCCUGCAGUGCAAUGAAGGGUCUGUUGCCAUGUUUUACAGUGCCCUUGGCUACAUGGGCUUCCUGGCUGCCAUCUGUUUCACGGUGGCUUUCCUAGCCAGGAAGCUGCCUGGGGCAUUUAACGAAGCCAAGUUGAUCACCUUCAGCAUGUUGGUCUUUUGCAGUGUUUGGGUCUCCUUUGUGCCUGCCUAUCUGAGCACGAAGGGGAAAUUCAUGGUGGCUGUGCAGGUCUUCUCUAUCUUGGCCUCCAGUGCUGGGUUACUGGGUUGCAUCUUUAUUCCCAAAUGCUACAUUAUUGUAGUGAGGCCUGAUCUGAAUACAAAGGAGCAUCUAAUGAUGAAAGCUCAAGAUAGCAUCUGA
Molecule: messenger RNA, 1176 nt
Organism: Hemicordylus capensis (graceful crag lizard)
Lineage: Eukaryota; Metazoa; Chordata; Lepidosauria; Squamata; Cordylidae
Product: vomeronasal type-2 receptor 26-like
Exons: 3
Coding region: 1-1176 (391 amino acids)
Biological process (GO): G protein-coupled receptor signaling pathway
Cellular component (GO): membrane
Molecular function (GO): G protein-coupled receptor activity
Source: RefSeq, a predicted model, not a curated record